CCCGCGUUGCCGGGUUAGGCUCCGCUUCGCCGCGACCCCGUAUGGGACGAGCGGUUCGGGCGAUGUGAGCUAUUUGCAGUGACCCCCUUUGAUCACAAACACAUUGUCUUCAUGUGAGUCACAAAACUCACGUUCUGAUAGAUGCGAAAAUUAGAUGUAAAUCAUGCACCGUAUAACGCUAACAAAUGUAAAUAAAAAAACUAUAAAAUGUAACACUUGUGCCCUUUACCAAAUCCAUCCGUCCAUUUUUCAUAGCCGCUUGACCGGCGCAGGGACACGUCGAUUUGGACCCCGUCCUGGAAGUGUAGUUAGAAGUCAGUGAAGAGACCGGUCGCCUCGGAGGGUCAGUAAGAGCACGUGGGGCUCGGUAAUUUUGAUGAAAUAUUUAUUUCCGCAUCUACGCAACGAUGACGAGGGCGUCUCGCAAGAUGCCGAAACGUUCGCAACUAGAUGAGCGAGUCCCGCACGCGCUUCGUAAGCAGACUGGGAACGCGGCAGAGUACGUCCUUGACGGGGGGCGGAUCCGACCGCAGGACAAUCAACGAGGGCGAUUUAUCAUCGGCGCGCGUGUCCACCUGAAGCACGUCCGCGGAGGGAACCGUCUGGGUACAGCGAGAACGUGCGCGCCGAGCAUAGAACGAGCUGGAUUUGAACCCGCAGCCCAGGAGUUCCGAGACACUCGCGCCGCGCACUCUUACCGCGUCGGCCAAAAGUAAAAUGUCCCUGCGGGAAAUCGGCUCGGCCCUCGCGAGACGGACGGGACCCGGGACGGUCGGCGAAAGAGCAUGGAGCCCGCAACCCAAUCCGAAAUGGGCGCCGUCCCCAACGGGAAGGGUCACGACGUCGGGGAGAACGCGAGCGUGGCUGAGAAAACGCCGGCGGAGGCCGCAGACCAUCCCCACAGGUUGGAACCGGCCGAGGGGAACCUGGCAGAAAGUCAAGGGUUCCUGCCCAACGCGGAGGACAUGAAAACCACUCAGUUUACUGACUUUGAAGGGAAGACGUCUUUCGGCAUGUCGGUGUUCAACCUGGGAAACGCCAUCAUGGGCAGCGGAAUUCUGGGACUGGCGUACGCCAUGGCCAACACUGGCAUCGUUCUCUUCUUGUUCCUACUCACUGCUGUGGCAGGCCUCUCGUCGUAUUCCAUUCAUCUGCUGCUCAAGUCCUCAGGCAUUGUGGGGAUCCGGGCCUACGAGCAACUGGGUUUCAGAGCCUUCGGCAUCCCGGGGAAGAUGGCAGCUGCAGUUGCUAUUACUUUGCAGAACAUCGGAGCCAUGUCCAGUUACCUGUACAUCGUGAAGUACGAGUUCCCGCUGGUGAUCCAGGCCUUCCUGAAGGUGGACAAGCCAUCGGAUGAGUGGUACCUGAACGGCAACUACCUGGUGAUCAUAGUCUCCGUGAGCGUCAUAUUACCCCUGGCGCUGAUGAAGCAGCUCGGAUACCUGGGCUACACCAGCGGCUUCUCGCUCAGCUGCAUGGUCUUCUUCCUCAUUGCGGUCAUAUACAAGAAGUUCCAGGUGCCCUGCCCCUUCGCCGACUUCUCCUACAACGGCACGGCUGCGCUCAACGUCAGCGCCGCGCAUUCCGUGGAGGACGAAGGUCCGAGUCCCUGUAACCCACGGAUGGUCACCCUCAACUCACAGACAGCGUACACCAUCCCCAUCCUUGCCUUUGCCUUUGUUUGCCACCCAGAGGUGCUGCCCAUCUACACCGAACUGCGCAACCCCUCCAAGAGAAGGAUGCAGCAUGUCUCCAACAUCUCCAUUGCAGUCAUGUACAUCAUGUACUUCUUGGCCGCGCUCUUCGGAUACCUGACAUUCUAUGGCAACGUGGAGGCGGAGCUCCUGCACACCUACAGCCGCAUCGACCCCUACGACAAGCUGAUCCUGUGCGUGCGCCUGGCUGUCCUCACCGCCGUCACUCUCACUGUGCCUAUUGUCCUGUUCCCAGUGCGACGGGCCAUCCAGCAGAUGCUCUUCCCCAACAAGACCUUCAACUGGCCUCGUCACAUUUGCAUCGCUGUCGUCCUGCUCACCCUCAUCAAUUUGCUGGUCAUCUUCGCCCCCAACAUCCUGGGCAUUUUUGGCAUCAUCGGAGCCACGUCGGCCCCCUGCCUCAUCUUCAUCUUCCCGGCCAUUUUCUACAUUCGCAUCGUGCCCAAGGAGGAUGAGCCGAUGCGUUCCGUCCCCAAAGUCUUGGCUGCGUGCUUUGCUGGACUUGGAUUCCUUUUUAUGAUCAUGAGCUUGAGCUUCAUUAUCAUCGAUUGGACGACGGGGAGCAAAAAUUCUGGCAGCGGCCAUUAGAUUCCCACGUCCCUCAUUUUCUAAAGAACUGUGCAGAUCAUUUUUCUUUUUUUGUUUCAUACAUUGUAGAGGAUGCACUAUCUCUUCCGGCAGGGCAGGGCGAGCCAUUUGUAGGGGGGUGGGGCUUUUGAAAGUCCACCGCGUCGAUCUCACAGCGAGCACAUGCCCUCCAGACUUCCACCAGCCUCACCCCGAUCUCCUAGUACCAGAGGCCUUAGGUGCUCAUUUGCCUGCCAUCCUUUCCUAUGAGGAUGGGAGGCUGCAGGUACUGAAACACAUCCCACGCAACGGAGCGCGAUGGGGGUGGGGUCGGGGGGUAAGGAUGUGGAUGUGUCCUCCUCCCUCGUUCGCGUCAAACUGGGACCUAGCAGGGCUGACCGCUCAUGAAAACGUCAUUGUUGGCCGAGAGCGACUUCUCUCCUCUCCUCUGCACCCAAACAGCUGUGGUCCCGAAAGCCACGGGAGUAACUGAGGUGUGUUGUGUGUUACCCGUGUGUUUCUGGACCCUGGUAACGUGUUGCUCGACUCUUUCUUGCCCUCUCUGAGGGCGAAGGUUGGCGAAGGCAUGCAGCUGCGCCCAAAAGACCGCGGAGCUCGAGCAACGGCGGCAGAGCAAAGUCGGCCGCGCUGGGAGGCUGCGGUCAGGCUUCACGACCCGAAGGAUAGUGCAUCCUAAAAGCAGCAGAACUCGACCGAGGACCCCCCGCCCCGAAACCCACACGCCCCCCACCUUGUCAGCCCGUCACCUCGCACCUUCCGUCUCCGCAGACCUUCGCUUCCGGAGCACGAGUAGCGCCGACACGGCGGAGCUUUUCUCGCACCGUCGCAGCACACGCACAAGGGCUGCGCUACAUGUGCCAGGUAUUUUGUGCAAUAGCCGAGGUGAAGCACGCCUAUUGGGCUGCAGAGCCGUGCCAGGGGAACCGCAGCUGUCCGGUCCACUGUGCCCCCCCGCAGCAAACUUUGUGCUCCCGUUGAGCCGCUGCCUUUAUUCCACCGUCCCCAGGAGAGAGCAAUACAACAUGUACGGCGUGUGGCCUUGUGUGUUAAACAUACAGUAAGAUGACAUGAGCACAUUUUAAAAUAUGCAUUUGAACUAUUUCUGAACGGAGCGGUCGAACGCCAGCGGGUGAAACCGAAGACGGCCCCCCAGUAUACGGGACUCCGGAUGUUCGUUGUCUGGUCGCCGGUACCGCGUUCUUACAUUUACAUUUAUUCGCUUUGCAGACGCUUUUCUCCAAAGUGACUU
Molecule: messenger RNA, 3552 nt
Organism: Scleropages formosus (Asian bonytongue)
Lineage: Eukaryota; Metazoa; Chordata; Actinopteri; Osteoglossiformes; Osteoglossidae
Gene: slc38a3a
Product: solute carrier family 38 member 3a
Exons: 16
Coding region: 786-2303 (505 amino acids)
Biological process (GO): asparagine transport; histidine transport; L-glutamine transport
Cellular component (GO): plasma membrane
Molecular function (GO): L-glutamine transmembrane transporter activity; L-histidine transmembrane transporter activity; L-asparagine transmembrane transporter activity
Source: RefSeq, a predicted model, not a curated record